AUGAUUCUGAAAUUGGUAAUCCAUUUCAUCAUUUUGGUAAUAUGGUUUAUACAUGUACAAGGAAAGAUUAUUGCAGGAACAAUUAUUGCAGUGAAAAAAUUUAAGGUCCAAGGAAAGAUUGAAGAAUUUAUCAAUGAAUUUGUCAUUCUUUCACAAAUUAACCAUAGGAAUGUGGUUAAAUUGUUAGGAAGUUGUUUGGAGACUAAAAUUCCUUUGCUUGUCUAUGAAUUCAUUCCUAAUGGUAAUCUUUUCGAGUACUUGCAUAAACAAAAUAAGGAUAUGCCAUUGACAUGGGACAUGCGUUUGAGAAUUGCCAUUGAAGUUGCAGGAGCUUUAUUUUACUUGCACUCUGCCGCUUCCCAACCUAUUUAUCAUAAAGACAUCAAGUCAACAAAUAUACUAUUGGAUGAAAAGUAUAGGGCGAAAGUAGCAGACUUUGGUACAUCAAGAAUGAUUUCCAUUGAUGUUACACACCUUACUACAGUAGUUCAAGGAACAUUUGGAUACUUGGAUCCUGAAUUUUUUCAAACUAGUCAAUUCACAGAAAAAAGUGAUGUGUACAGUUUUGGAGUAGUUCUUGUUGAACUUUUAACAGGACAAAAGCCAAUAACCCUCCUAAGUCAAGAGGAAACUAAAAGUUUAGCUUCGUAUUUCAUCAUGUGUGUGGAGGAAAACUGUGUGUUUGAUAUUAUUGAUGAAAGAGUGAUGAAGGAAGGGAAAAAAUAUCAUAUAAUGAAAGUUGUCAAUCUUGCAAGUCGAUGUUUAGAGUUGAAUGGAAAGAGGCGACCAACUAUGAGGGAAAUCACGUUGGAAUUAGAAGAUAUUAGAAAAUUGGGAAAGGAGUCUAAUGCACAAGAAGGACAUUAUGAGUUUGUUAGAAGUGAAGACUAUCAAUCUUGGGAUGAUAAUUUUAUUAUAUCAGAAAUCAUGUCAACUUUUGAUCUAAGUAGCAAAACAACAAUCUUGAAAGAUGUUCAUAUUAUGUGAUGGAUAAUAAAUGUUUG
Vigna angularis (adzuki bean) is the source of this 1004-nucleotide messenger RNA. RefSeq names its product wall-associated receptor kinase-like 22. The coding region runs from base 1 to 987 and encodes 328 amino acids. The transcript has a single exon. Gene Ontology annotation, molecular function: protein serine/threonine kinase activity; ATP binding. Gene Ontology annotation, biological process: protein phosphorylation; cell surface receptor signaling pathway. The record is from RefSeq and is a predicted model, not a curated record. Gene Ontology annotation, cellular component: plasma membrane. NCBI's taxonomy places the organism in Eukaryota, Viridiplantae, Streptophyta, Magnoliopsida, Fabales, Fabaceae.